Sclerotinia trifoliorum is the source of this 4979-nucleotide messenger RNA. NCBI's taxonomy places the organism in Eukaryota, Fungi, Ascomycota, Leotiomycetes, Helotiales, Sclerotiniaceae. The record is from the annotation of a GenBank genome assembly.
AAUGAAUGUUAUGAAUUGAAUCAAUUGUUUCUAUUUUUAUUUUUAUUCUUUGCUUGUAUAUGGACUGAAAGUUGAUUGAAGGAAGCAAGAAUUGUUAUUGAAUUGAAAUAGAAUCGAAGUUGAGUGAAUUUAGAUUUAGUUGCAUUUCUUGUUGCACACGAGUUAUUGAAUUGAUUCAAAUCGGGCGUUACAAUCAAUUUAUUCUAUCGUUUACACUACAUACAUACCCCGAUACAACCUCAACUCCUCAUCUUUUGCUUUCCCGAGGCAAGGAACACAAGAAUUCUUCGAAAUCAACAUAUCUUCGAAAAUGCCGCCAGAACCCAAAAGUACCUGCAUCUCCUGCACCACUACGACGGCAAACUGUCAGAAGAUACUGAAGCAAGUGAUAAUUUCCCUUGAGAACGCAUCCGAGGUUUAUCGGAAAUUGGUUCCUUUUGUGAGUAGGUCUCAUGCGAGAUAUUUGUUGGGCGAUGAUGUAUAUGUGGUGGAGGGGCAGUUGAGGAGGGCAUUGGAAAGGCUGUGUGAGGUUGAUAUUGCUUCGGAGGAUGGGGGAAGGAUAUUGACGGACUUGGUUGGGCGUGAUGGAAGUGCGGAGUUAGGGAAUUUACCUCUUUUUGAAGUGGCUAAGGAUGAGAAGGAGAGAAUUGGAAUGAAAGGAUUGAAAAGAGAGACUAGAACGCGUCUUCCGAUAUUGAAUCUUGACACUGUGUUUUCGGACAUCAAGAUUCCAUUUGUGGAUUCAGCUGUAGAACUUAGGAGUUCCGGAAUGAUUGAUCAGGUUCUAUUGGAUGAUGAUAUCAUGGUUUUUGUGGAGGAAGAUUGUGAGCAAAAGGACAUCGACACGGAAAGGUGUAUGGAAUUAGCGCCUGUGCCAACUCACAUCACUCCUGAAUAUCCUUACCUGCUGAAGGCCAUUCGUUUAUGGUUAGAAGGAUUCUUCGACACGAAAGGAGAUUCUUUAGGUAUUCCAGAAUCUAUGGUUAGUCAGCUUGCUGGAUGCGAGAAAGACUUUGGACUCGACAGAUUACCCACAACAAGCUGUGUAUGGAACGCCGAUUACCAAAGACAACGAAAAGAAGUAUGGGAGAUAGUGUCAUUCUGGGGGCCUAAUCAACGGUCCAAAUGCAUAUGUGAACCUGGGGAAUCUGAUGGGAACGGGUUUUGUCAUGUAAAUCAUUGGAAGGAUCCUUAUUGUCCGAAGAAUAUGCCGAUAGAUUUGGAUUCACCUUCAGUGGAGUAUACAUGGAAUUACUCGGCACGACGAUGGAUUUAUCAUAGGGGGCCUGGAGCAAGAAUAGGUGGGCCGCCACCUCCUCCACCACCCCAUUUCCCAAGACAUGACGAUAAUGCAUCAGAUUCAGGAUCAGAUUCGGAUUCAGAGACGGAUGAACAAGCAGCCGAGAGAGUUCAGCGAUUAAAAAAAGAGAGAGCAGAAAAAGCAGAAAAGGCUUGGGAAGAAAUCAUGGGUAUGACUGGUUUGAAGGGAGUGAAGGAGCACGUGCAGAAGUUAAAAGCCAAGGUUGAAAGUUCGAUUAGGCAGAAUAUCGAUUUGAAAGAGGAGAGGUUUGGUGCAGUUUUUAUGGGUAGUUCGGGUACUGGAAAGACCACCAUGGCCAAAAUUUAUGCCAGAUACCUCUAUUCCAUGGGUAUCAUUCAACGGGAUGAAGUAAUUGAAACGACAGGGACUUAUCUCUCUGAUGGUGGCAUUGAAAGAACAAAAAGAUACAUUGAUAGACUAGCUAAUGGUGGUGUAAUGUUUAUCGACGAUGCAAUGACACUGGACGAUUAUAGCAACGGCACCAAGAUUCUCGAUUUUAUCUUCCAGGAAAUUGAUCACAUGAAAGGAUCUGUAGUUUUCAUUCUUGCUGGACAUGAAAAAGGAAUGCGGAAAUUGUUGGGUCAUGGAGCAAAGAGUGUCACCAGCUUGCUUCCAAACGUUCUUACAUUUGACGAUUUUUCGGAGUCGGAAUUACUUGAAAUCCUAAGCUCAUGCAUCAAGAAGAAGUUUGAUGGGAAAAUGGAAGUUGAGGGUGGAUAUAAUGGACUUUACAUGCGAAUUGCGGUAAAGAGGGUGAGUAGGACGAGGGGCGGCUCCGAUUUUGGUAAUGCCAGAGCUGUGGAGAAUCUUGUUGCCCAAAUUUGGGAGAGACAGUCUGCUAGAUUGUCUAAGGUUCGGAAAGAAAGAGCCACAAAAGCUGCUGAAGACGAAGCUACAAAAAAGAAAAUAGAUGAAGAGAGAUUCGCAGAAGAGAGCAAGAUUCGCGAGCAGAAUACCGGAGACAACACGCAAGACAAACUUCUGGAAGAAGAAAAAUCUGACCUGGAGCAGAAUUCUGACAUAGCAAAGUGUACAGGACAGGUAGUUGGUCAAGAAGACAAGAUAGAAGCGACAAAUGGUUCGAGUAUUGUUGUUGUGAAAGAAAACACCGACAUAUCUAAAGAUGGGAAGGCAACCAAGAGCGGAGAAAUGACGGAAGCAACAGGAAAACCACUUCGCGAGAAAUCGUCAAUGAAUGAUCAUAAUGGAGCAGAAGUUUUGGAACCCCCGGCGCAGGGCAUUUUAGUGAGUGAGAAAAAGACGAAGGAGAAAUCGAUUGUUGUAGUUUCAAAACCAGCAGAUCUAGAGUCGCCUGAAGACAUUGCAGAAUCAAACUCUGUAGAAGGAAUUAAAUCAGAGGAGCCCAAACCAGACGAAGACACUACAUUAUUGGCUAAGACAGAAGUCGUGGUAGAUGAGCCAGCACCGAUAGAGGAAACAGUGCCGGCGAGCAUUGAAAGUGAUGGGCAGCUCAAGCAAGUAGAUGAGGACUCUUCAAAAGUCGUCGAAAAUUGCACGGAGGAUCAAGCUAGAAAGGAUGAGACAUCUAACGGAGAUAAAUUGUCAGAUGAAGCACAGAAAUCACCCGACAAAGGUUCGGAUGCGGAAUCUAACACAGGAGAAACGCCAGUAAUAGACCCAGAAGACCUUCUAUUUACAAAAGAAGAUAUACUCGGUCCUGAUCCCUCUGCUGCUAUUUUAAACAGCGAGGCUUGGCAAGAACUCCAAAAGCUUAUUGGUUUAGAAAAGGUUAAAACUUCUCUGCUUACACUCCUCGAGCUUGUCAAGACGAACUACCAACGAGAGCUAGAAGAAAAGCCUCUGCAUCAAUUCACCCUGAACCGCUUAUUCUUGGGGCCAGCUGGAACUGGUAAAACUGUGGUUGCGAAAUUGUACGCUAAGAUUCUUGGUGAAAUUGGAGUUCUUUCGAAGGGUGAGGUGAUUUUUCGAAAUCCAAGUGAUUUGAUCGGACAGUAUAUUGGACACUCGGAAGCUAAUACUAAAGCUGCGCUUAAUGCUGCCAGGGGCAAUGUGUUGGUCAUCGAUGAAGCAUACAUGAUGUAUAGUGGAAAUUCCGAUGGCACGGGUAAUGAGAGCGACUCAUUCAGACAAGGAGUUAUCGAUACUUUGGUCGCUGAAGUGCAAGGAAAUCCUGGUGAAGAUCGGUGCGUUCUGUUGCUAGGAUAUAGAGAACCAAUGCUAGAGAUGCUCAAUCACUCGAAUCCUGGGUUGAGUCGAAGGUUUCCUGUCGAAAAUGCAUUUUCAUUUGAGAAUUUCUCUAUUGAUGAAUUGGGGAAAAUACUUCGCUCCAAGUUAGAACACCAUGUUCUUGAAGCAACAGAAGAGGCCAUCAAGGUUGCUAUGGACGUCCUUAAAAAAGCCAGCACCAGAUUGAAUUUUGGAAAUGGUGGAGAAGUAGAAAACUUGAUUGCUUCUGCUAGAACCAACUACCAGCUGAGGAUGUCGAAAAUUCCAGUAGAAGAAAGGUCUGCCAAAUGGGUAUUCCAGCCAGAAGAUUUCGACCCGGAAUAUGAUAGGGGUAGGUCUGCAAAUGCCAACCUUCUAAAACUUUUCGGGGACGUCAUUGGGUGUGAGAAUAUUGUCAAACAACUGGGGCAAUACCAGAACGUCUGGCAAGCCAUGAAAGCAAGAAACAUAGAUCCUAGGAAUUACAUACCAACGAAUUUCGUCUUCAAAGGACCACCGGGUAAGAUAUAUGAGCCUCGUCGCAAUAUAUAUCAGCCAGUACUAACAACUGUAUCCCUAGGAACUGGCAAGACAACUACAGCACGCAAAUUUGCAAAGGUAUAUUAUGACAUGGGAUUUCUCUCCGGUGAAACAGUAAUCGAAUGCUCAGCCAGCGACCUCAUCGGGAAAUAUGUCGGACAUUCAGGACCAAAAACAGCCAAAGUUCUAGAGAAAGCCCUGGGAAAAGUCUUAUUUAUCGAUGAGGCCUACCGUCUCGCUCCUCACACCGAGAACUACAGCUUCACAUCCGAAGUAGUAUCCGAGCUCGUCGACCUUCUAACCAAACCCAAGUUCCACGGAAAUCUGAUCGUCAUCCUUGCAGGCUACGAAGAUGAAAUAAACUCCCUACUAGCCGCAAACCCAGGUCUCGCAUCUAGAUUUCCAGAAGAAAUGAACUUCCCAGCUCUGACUCCUCUCCACUGUUUAAAAAUACUAGAAAUAAAAUUGCGUCUUGCCGGAAUCGCUAUUCCUAUUCUAAAUCAGACUGAACGGAGGGAAUAUGAACAAUUGCUGCGAUUGAUGACGCUGCUUACUGCAACGCAUAGCUGGGGAAAUGCGAGGGAUGUCGAUACUUUGGCAAAAGCUAUUUGUAGAUCUGUGUUUUUGGAGAUGCCGGUCCUGGAGCAGGGUGAGUUGGUUUGUUCGGUGGAGAAUGCUAUGUUGGCUGUGGAGGUUAUGUUGCAUGAGAGGAGAAGGAGGGCUUAUACGGCGUUGCCGCCUCCUAGGUAUGAAUAGGGAUUGAAACGGGAAUGAGAAAAAGAAAGGGAAAGGGAAUGGAAAAAGAGGAAGCUGAGAUUGUGGCUUGCAGGAACUGGGUAACUAAUUGGAGUUUUGAUGGGAAAUGAAUGACGGAUAAUAUAUGAUGUGGAUAUAAAGUUAUGAAUACAUAAUUAACAAAUUCUCAAUUUUG